This is a messenger RNA of Mucor mucedo, 1257 nucleotides long. RefSeq lists its product as uncharacterized. The record is from RefSeq and is a predicted model, not a curated record. Gene Ontology annotation, biological process: magnesium ion transmembrane transport; intracellular magnesium ion homeostasis. NCBI's taxonomy places the organism in Eukaryota, Fungi, Mucoromycota, Mucoromycetes, Mucorales, Mucoraceae. Gene Ontology annotation, molecular function: magnesium ion transmembrane transporter activity. Bases 1 to 1257 code for a protein of 418 amino acids. The transcript is spliced from 6 exons. Gene Ontology annotation, cellular component: membrane.
AUGCAAGACGAUGUUUGGUUCCCGUCAGCACAGGGUCCAACAGAUAAGCCGUUAUUUAUCAAUGAAGAAGCCCUGAUGUUAUUAUCUUCUGAUGACGGUUUAGUUAAACGAGCGGGUAUGACAAAACGGACCAAGAAAAGAUCACAGCAGAUACCACACAGCGGGUACGGGUCAUGUGAUCCCACAUUAAAUGCAUCUUCGACCUCAGUUGACUAUAGAUUUGUGUAUUUUUCUUCAUCCUUACCUUCAGCUAUUCACACCAAAAGCCUCGCAGAUCUUGUACCUACCAUUACUGAGAAUAUCCAACAAUGCUUUUGGAUUGACAUUCGUAACCCUACAGAGUCAGAGAUGAAGCAGUUGCAAUCCAUUUUUUAUAUUCAUCCCUUGACUGCCGAGGAUAUCACGACAGAAGAACCGCGAGAGAAAUGCGAAAUGUUUAACAAUUAUUAUUUUAUUUGUUUUAAAAGUUUUGAUGCAGAUGCAUAUUCACCGACUUAUUUGCAACCAGUUGGAUUAUAUCUAUUAAUAUUUAAAGGAUUUGUUCUUACCUUUCAUUUUGGAUCAUUACCGCACCCUUCCAACGUGAGAAAGCGUAUGCUCCACCUAAAGGAUUCAUUGGUCGUAAAGCCAGAUUGGAUAUGUUAUGGAUUGUUAGAUGACAUCAUUGACACGUUUGCUCCCUUGAUAAGAGCCAUUGAAUUUGAAGUGGACUCUAUUGAUGAGCUAGUAUUAAUACUAAAAGAAUCUGAGCAAUCUGAUAUGCUUAGAAGAAUUGGAUAUUGUCGUAAAAAGAUGAUGAGUUUGUUACGCUUAUUAGUUGCUAAGUCAGAUGUGAUCAAAACCCUUAUCAAGCGAGGCGAGGAAAAGAAUGAUGAUGAAUCGGUCAAAAAUCAUCGACCCAGUGUUAGCAAAGAUGUGAUUAUCUAUUUGGGUGAUAUUCAAGAUCAUAUUGUAGCCAUGUUGCAAUCCUUAAAUCAUUACGAGAAAAUUUCUUCACGAUCUCAUUCUAAUUAUUUGGCUCAAAUAUCGAUAGAAAUGACACAGACGAACAACGAAAUUAACGACGUGUUGUCUAAAUUGACAGCACUUGGCAGUGUUUUGAUUCCAAUGAAUUUAGUAACUGGUCUAUGGGGAAUGAAUGUUCAGGUACCAGGUCAAUUUCAGGAGGAUUUGACUUGGUUUUUUUGUAUUAUGGCAUCUAUCCUUACCUUUUGUAUUAUGUCUGCAUUGAUCAUGAAAAGUUACAAGAUACUUUAA